CGCCCCGCCCCUCACAUGACCGCUAGCGAGGUUUUUGUCGCGCCCGCUCGCCCCGGCCGCUCGCCGUGCCCCGGUGUCCCCACCGCCGGCAGCAGCAGCAGCACCGCCGCCAUGGGCCCGCGCCGCUCCGCCGCCUCCUCCCGCGGCCGCCUCCUCCUGCCGCUGCUGCUGCUCGGCGUCUCUGGUUUUUUCCAGUCCUAUGCAGUUGAAGUAGAUAUAAAGGAUGCUUCUAAUGCUACAUGCCUGUAUGCAAAUUGGAUGAUGAGGUUCUUGAUAACAUAUGAAUCAAACAAUGGUGAUUAUAAAACCACAACCCUGAAUUUGUCAUCGAGCGUGACACACAAUGGAAGCGUCUGUGGCAAUGACACACAGGCUGCAGUUGUGGCAGUGCAGUUUGGAGAAGGUCAUUCUUGGAGCAUUAACAUCACAAAAACCAAUGAAACUUACCAGGGAGACUUCAUCACACUGACCUACAACACCAAUGACACAGCUGUAUUCCCUGAUGCUAAAAGAAAAGGACCAGUUACUGUUCUUAUGAAGGAUCCUGCACAUCCAGUUCAGCUGAAUACUGUCUUCGUGUGUCACAAUUCCUUCGUUAUUGAAGAAAAAAAUACAACACAGAUUUUCUGGAAUGUUACUGUGCAGGCUUUUGUUCAGAAUGGCACAGUCAGUAAAAAAGAGACUAGAUGUCCUGCUGAUACACCUACUUCUGCACCUACUGUUCCACCUACUAUUGCCAAUGUCACUACUGCAUCUACCACUACUUUGUCUCCUGCUCCAACAACUGCUCCCAAACCUGUGGAGAAUCCAGACACGGGAAACUAUUCUCUUAAAAGUGGAAAUAAAACGUGUUUCCUGGCAACUGUGGGGCUGCAACUGAAUGUUUCCCAAGACAAGCCUCUUCUGAUCAACAUCAAUCCAAAGACAACUGUCGCAGAUGGUGCCUGUGGUAACACAACAGCCACUCUGAAAUUGAAUGAUGGAAAUAGCACACUGAUUGGUUUCACAUUUGCUGUUAAAAAUACAAGUGCAAGUGUACAGAAAUUUUAUCUGCGGGAGGUGAAUGUUACUCUGCUCAACCAUCUGAAUGGUUCUGUCAUUUCAAGUGCAGAUAACAACAACUUAAGCAAGUGGGAUGCUUUCCUUGGUAGCUCUUACAUGUGCCGAAAAGAGCAAACCCUUCAGAUUAAUGAAAAUGUUCAAGUACAUACUUUUAAUCUAUGGAUUCAGCCAUUCCUUGUGGAGGCAAAUAAAUUUGCUACAGCUGAAGAAUGCAUUGCUGAUUCUGACCUGAACUUUCUUAUUCCUGUCGCAGUGGGUGUGGCACUUGGAUUCCUUAUCAUUCUUGUCUUUAUAUCUUACAUCAUUGGAAGAAGGAAAAGUCGUACUGGCUAUCAGUCUGUAUAAUCUCUUCAUUCCAUCUCUGUUGCCCACCUUGCCUGUUCUUUUCCCUUUCCCAGACUUCCUGGCCUGCUCCUUAAAAAAAAAAAAAAAAAGAAAAACAAAUUAAUUCAAGGUUUCUUUAUUUAAAGAAGUUCAAAUCACUUCAUGGCAGAAUAACAAUCACUUCAUGACAGAAUAACAUGCCAUGAGUCUGAAGAUGAGUUGCAGAAGCUAUUGUAUGACUUUGGAGUAAGUAAGUGUUCUGAGGACCAGAGAAUUGAGCAGAGUUGGUGUGUCCCUGUGGGAAAUGUGAUUAUCUUUAGUAAAGAAGACAUCUACAAAACUUUCUGUCAUUUAAUCUUUUUGUACAAGAAAAUUUCUAGAUGCCUACAGCUUGUCUUGGUUAAUGCUACAGCUAAAACUAUAAUUACAAGUGUGAAUGCUGUGUCAAAAGGGACUGUACAUGCAGUGGGAAAAUGAAUACCUAGCUCUCAACAGACUUCUGUUGGGAGCUUGGCAUAUGGCUGUUCUUGUGAAUCAGCCUGAAUUUCCUAUUCCUUCUAGAAUGUAAAAGUAGUACCUGAUCUCACUAAUACCCUGACAUAAUGUGAGAAGAACAUCUGAUUCUUCUAGUGAAUUAAUUUGUUUAACAUCAUGCGGAGAAGCUGACUGCUAAUGUAGGUUGAACAGCUUGGCACUACCCUGGUGUCUAAUUUGUCAAGAUAAGGUUCAGGUCUGGAGAACUUUGGCUACUCAGAAAAGGCAAGUCUGCUGAAGGAAAUGUCUCCUGUGCUGUUUUGUUGAACUGCAUUUUCCUUUUGUUCUGAGCUCAAUUGUGAAAUGAGGGUGGGAGGCUGGAAUUUCACGGGCUGCAGUUUCUCUCAGCUUUGAUUCUGAACAUAAAAGAAACUACACAGCGUUGGUCCAUGUGAGGACCAAAAGUAUUUUGAGAGCACUCAGGCUGACUGAGAACACAGGUUGCUCAGAGAUUCCUGCAGUUCUUUUGGACAGCUUGCAUAGGUUAACAGGGCAUCAGUGAAAAGCUGUGAUCUCUGAAAGCAAGUGGAGGUAUGAAACCUUUCAGGUUUGAUAGAAUUAAUCUGCUUUUAACCUCAUUACUGCUGUCUUAGUGUAAGAGCACAAAAUUUCUAGCAUGAGGAAUGCUGAUCAUAAAGCAGAAAUGAAUAUAUGUAUAGUGAAGAAAGUGACUUCCAAAGGAAUAAGAGCAUCUUUCCUGUUUGAAGAUGCUUUCUUUGUUAUUACUGCCAUACCUUUGCAAUUCUAUGUUCCAUAUCUAAACAUACCAAAAUCGAAUUUAGUCAUUCGUGGUCACGUUCUGCUUCAUUCCCAUUGGGUUCAUGUUGAUGGAAUGAAAGAAGCCUCUUGCUCUUCAAACCUUUUUGGUCCAUCUUGGCAAAAGCCUUUUGCAGCCAAUAAACCCUGGGAGCACACAAAGUUUUGUCCUCUGCAGCAAGUGUUUACUAGAGCUGCUUCAAUAUUUAAUCUCUUUGUGCAUUGACCCUGUAUCCAUGUUGUGGGGGAAGCACCUUCAGUAAUUCACAUACACAAAGGUGACAGCACUGAUGUUUAAGUAACUCACAAUAGCUGUGUAUUCAGGGAAGGGAGUUUUCCAGAGAGUUCUGAUAUUUGAGAAAUACCUGUGUAUGCAAUUAUUCUUAUCCUCACCGUGACCAAAGAUACACUCUACCUGAUUCUGACAAAAGUGAUUCCAUAGUACAAAUGGGCUCUCUCUUGGAACAAGUUGUCCUUUUUUUUUUUUUUUUUUCCUUUUUUUUUUUCUUUUUUUUUUUUUUAGGAAUGUAAUUCAAUGCUGCUGAGUUGGACUGUGUGCUUUGGGUUUGGUUGUCUUGGUCUCUUGUAUUGUACCUUUGCUCUUGCAAUACUUGAUUUCCUUGCUAGUGUUAAAUGGAAUUAUUUCAGGUGGCAUUUUAUGAGUACACCCACUUGUCAGUGUGGUGCUUCUCUGCCACCAGCAGAUGGAUCACAGCUAUGAUUUCAUGCUGAGAUUGCAGACUGAAGUAUUUAAUAUCACUUUUGCUAGGCUAUCUUAGUGAAAUGUGGUCAUUUCCUAGAUGCUAACACAUACAUAUAUAUAUAUUGUAUAUACGUAGAAAGUAUUAUUUUGAGCUUCAACAGAAGUCAAAAAUUGAUCCAGCACUUUAAGGUUGUUGCAGCAUGAAGAGUGGUGUGUACAAUUUUCCAGAUCUUAAAAUGACUGUACAAAUAUGCUGACAGCAGAAUAUGUGUAUGGAAAAUAAAGUUAAUUAUCGUGUUUAUUAA
Molecule: messenger RNA, 3684 nt
Organism: Haemorhous mexicanus (house finch)
Lineage: Eukaryota; Metazoa; Chordata; Aves; Passeriformes; Fringillidae
Gene: LAMP2
Product: lysosomal associated membrane protein 2
Exons: 9
Coding region: 16-1407 (463 amino acids)
Cellular component (GO): membrane
Source: RefSeq, a predicted model, not a curated record